UUUAUUAAUUCGCAUACGUGAGUAUGCUUGCUCCUUUACUGAACAACCAAGCUCAAUGUCUCCUACUAACAUAAGCUUCGAAGAAUAUGAUUUCUCUCGUCCGGCGAGGUGUUCGUAAGGCUUGCCACGCCACCUCCUUAAUCGCGGUACCUAUUGCGGGUAGACUGUGAACUGCUAUCCCACGACGGCAGAUAUGGUACACGAUUUGGAAUAAGCCACACUAUAAAAUAUCCAAGAAACGGUGGAGGAUGAGGACGUAAUACACUGCGAUGCGUGUCAGCUUGACUUUGGAGAACCACGGCUCUGUCGCAAGGGACCACCUAGCCUCGGAGAGGACAUUCCUUGCAUAUGUGAGAACUUCUCUUGUCCUCGCCUCUACUGGCGUCGCUCUCGUCCAACUAUUCUCUAUCGCAAUCAAUACCGUAUCGUUUGCACCUACCAGCGCUAUCAUGCAGGGAUAUGCCAAACCCCUUGGAGCGACAACCGUUCUUUUGGCUUUGGGGGUAUUGGCUGUAGGGGUGUCGAGGUACUUCUCCGUUCAGGUAGCUCUGACGGAGGGUAAAUUUCCCGUCGCGCGCAUAGUAUCCGUCAUCAUUACUGGAUGCAUGGUGACGCUCAUUGCAUUACUAUUUGCUUUCGUGCUGGCUGCGAGGACAUGA
Molecule: messenger RNA, 659 nt
Organism: Desarmillaria tabescens
Lineage: Eukaryota; Fungi; Basidiomycota; Agaricomycetes; Agaricales; Physalacriaceae
Exons: 1
Coding region: 270-659 (129 amino acids)
Source: RefSeq, a predicted model, not a curated record